Molecule: messenger RNA, 6570 nt
Organism: Mustela erminea (ermine)
Lineage: Eukaryota; Metazoa; Chordata; Mammalia; Carnivora; Mustelidae
Gene: CPEB3
Product: cytoplasmic polyadenylation element binding protein 3
Exons: 12
Coding region: 700-2937 (745 amino acids)
Biological process (GO): negative regulation of cytoplasmic translation
Cellular component (GO): synapse; neuron projection; cytoplasm
Molecular function (GO): translation factor activity, RNA binding; mRNA regulatory element binding translation repressor activity; mRNA 3'-UTR binding
Source: RefSeq, a predicted model, not a curated record
CAUUGAAAACUCAAAUACAAAGAAAUCUUGGUGGAUAAGAUGUCAGAAAUUUGUGACUGAAGCCUGUUUUCACCUGAUCUCCACAUUUAAUAUCACAUUUAAUAUUAAGGCAUUUUUCAUUCUGUAAUACUACAAAUGUUUCUUUUAGGGAUUGUCAGAUUUUAAGUAUUUAUCUUUUCCUUGUUCUCCCUCCUUUUCUAAUCCCUCCCCACCCCAAUCUCUUUUUGCUCCCGUAGGGUUCCUAUUGCUGGCUACCCAGUCACUACCAUUCUAAUACCAUUUAAGGUAGCUCUGCUGGGUUUAUUUAUUUUGAGUCCUUCAAUCCAGUUUCUCUUUUAAUCUGGAUUCCUAAAUCAAACCGAUAAACCCGUUUGUUUUUCUCCCUUUUCAUUUCAAAAAUUCGUGAUUCAGAUUGGUAGGAAAAUAUAAUGUAAUCCGGGCGCAACAUCUUCCCCUUGGAAUCAGUAUUUGCGAGGCUUCCUUCUUUCCUUGGCUGAACGUGCUUAAGUCAGGCAGAGUACCUAGUGAAGGACUUCAGCCCCCACAGUUCCCUGUGUGCGCAUGCCCUCUCUUCUUACAGUUGUCAAAGUGCUUUUGCCAGAGCGGUCACAUAAUCAACCUGAAAGAAGAAAAUAAAAUACUGUACAGUUUUUAAUUUUAUCGAUCCUUAAAAACUGGACACUCAAAGCUGCGCAAACCAUGCAGGAUGAUUUACUGAUGGACAAAAGCAAAACCCAGCCCCAGCCUCAGCAGCAGCGGCAGCAGCAGCAGCAGCAGCCCCAGCCCGAACCCAGCGCAGCCGAAGCCCCGUCCACGCCCCUCUCUUCAGAGACCCCCAAGCCGGAGGACAGCAGCGCAGUGCCGGCCCUCAGCCCCGCCGCGGCCCCGCCGGCCCCCAACGGCCCCGACAAGAUGCAGAUGGAAUCGCCGCUCCUGCCGGGCUUGAGUUUCCACCAGCCCCCUCAGCAGCCGCCGCCGCCGCAGGAGCCCGCGGCCCCGGGCGCGUCGCUGUCUCCGUCCUUCGGCAGCACCUGGUCCACAGGCACCACGAACGCGGUGGAGGACAGCUUCUUCCAGGGGAUCACCCCAGUCAACGGGACCAUGCUCUUCCAGAACUUCCCGCACCACGUCAACCCAGUCUUCGGAGGCACCUUCUCUCCACAGAUCGGCCUGGCGCAGACCCAGCACCACCAGCAGCCGCCGCCGCCAGCGCCGCAGCCGGCGCAGCCCGCGCAGCCCCCGCAGGCGCAGCCCCCGCAGCAGCGCCGAUCGCCCGCCAGUCCCAGCCAGGCGCCCUACGCGCAGAGGAGUGCCGCCGCGGCGUACGGCCACCAGCCCAUCAUGACCAGCAAGCCGUCCUCGUCCUCGGCUGCAGUAGCCGCCGCGGCCGCAGCUGCCGCUUCGUCCGCCUCGUCCAGCUGGAACACGCACCAGAGUGUGAACGCCGCCUGGAGCGCGCCGUCCAACCCGUGGGGCGGCCUGCCGGCAGGCCGGGACCCUCGCCGAGCUGUCGGCGUGGGCGUGGGCGUAGGUGUCGGGGUGCCCUCACCACUCAACCCCAUCUCGCCGCUCAAAAAGCCCUUCUCCAGCAAUGUGAUCGCGCCGCCCAAGUUCCCCCGUGCGGCCCCGCUCACCUCCAAGUCCUGGAUGGAGGAUAACGCUUUCCGGACGGAUAAUGGUAACAAUCUGUUGCCAUUUCAGCCCAGGGCCACAUCGGUUGGCAGUGUCCUGAACAUCUUGAGUUGGAAAGGGGUGGUGAGGGACCGGAGUAGGCCCUAUGACACUUUUAACUUGCACUCGUUGGAGAACUCCUUAAUGGAUAUGAUAAGGACUGAUCAUGAGCCUCUGAAAGGUAAACACUACCCUCCCAGUGGCCCACCAAUGAGUUUCGCUGAUAUAAUGUGGAGGAAUCAUUUUGCAGGACGCAUGGGAAUAAAUUUCCAUCAUCCAGGAACAGAUAAUAUUAUGGCACUUAACAAUACCCAUGGUUUUCUUCUGUGUUUACAUGCAGCCAGGAGCUAUGGGCGGAGACGAGGUCGGUCUUCUCUCUUUCCCUUUGAAGAUGCCUUCCUGGACGACAGUCACGGCGAUCAAUCCUUGUCAUCUGGCUUAAGUUCUCCCACUCGCUGUCAAAACGGAGAACGCGUAGAACGUUACUCUAGAAAGGUGUUUGUUGGAGGCCUUCCUCCUGAUAUUGAUGAAGAUGAGAUCACUGCCAGCUUUCGCAGGUUUGGACCUCUCGUUGUAGACUGGCCUCACAAAGCUGAAAGCAAGUCGUAUUUUCCUCCUAAAGGCUAUGCCUUUCUGCUGUUCCAGGAGGAGAGCUCAGUGCAAGCCUUGAUAGAUGCCUGCCUGGAAGAAGACGGGAAGCUGUACCUGUGCGUGUCCAGCCCCACCAUCAAGGAUAAACCGGUGCAAAUUCGACCAUGGAACCUAAGUGACAGUGACUUUGUAAUGGAUGGUUCUCAGCCUUUGGACCCCAGAAAAACUAUCUUUGUUGGGGGAGUUCCACGACCCCUUCGAGCUGUUGAACUGGCAAUGAUCAUGGACCGUCUGUAUGGUGGUGUCUGCUAUGCCGGCAUCGACACGGACCCGGAGCUGAAGUACCCCAAAGGUGCUGGCCGCGUGGCGUUCUCCAAUCAGCAGAGCUACAUCGCAGCCAUCAGCGCGCGCUUUGUGCAGCUCCAACACAAUGACAUUGACAAACGGGUGGAAGUGAAGCCAUACGUGCUGGACGAUCAGAUGUGUGAUGAGUGCCAGGGCACGCGCUGUGGUGGGAAGUUUGCCCCGUUCUUCUGUGCCAACGUCACGUGUCUGCAGUAUUACUGUGAAUACUGCUGGGCGAGCAUACAUUCCCGCGCCGGGCGGGAGUUCCACAAACCGCUGGUGAAGGAGGGAGGCGACCGCCCUCGGCACGUCCCGUUCCGCUGGAGCUGAGCCCAGGGCAGACCCAGCCACAAGUACUGGAGUAGAUAACAAGGAGGGAAAAAGAGAGGGCACUGCCUCAGGGCUUACAGUGUUCUGGAAAUCUGUGCAUUCGUUCUCGAUUUUUAAAGAAGAAAUGGGUCUUUUUAUUAUUACUAUUAUUUACAGUCAUAUUACUGAACUCAGUGUCCAGUAUAAUGCAAAAUUGCAGAGUGUAUAACGGUACUGAUUUGCACUUUGAUUCUCACCUUUGUCUGCUUGGUACCUUAAUUUCUUACACCUGAUCUGUCACUCGUAGACUGCCAUUCUCAUCAGCGGCCAUCAGGUUGAUGUCUGUGAUUUUUUUUUGUUUGUUGUUGUUGUUGUUGUGUUGUUGUUGUUGUUGUUGUUGUUGUUGUUGUUGUUCCGAUUGUUUUUGAACUGGAGCAUGCACUUAUUUUCAGAAACUUAGAGAGUUGCCCCUAGGAGAAGACUUACCAAAGGUAAUACUCGUGAGUAGGUGGCAGAUGUAGCAAAAACUUCACAACAGUUCAGCAAUCAUUAGUUGGGGUCAUUUAGAGUAAGGGUAACCCUUAAUGAAAAUAGGCCUUUAGUUUUCUAUUUUGACAUGUAAGGAUACCUCAUAAGCUGAAUCUUUAUUUUCCCUUCAUGUUUGAUUUUUGUUUUGCUGAGGAUUUUGGUUAGAUCUUUUAGUGUUAUGUAAAUUUAUGCUGCAAUAGCUUUUGCUGCUAUUAAGAUGGUAUUAUUAAUACCAUAAUACUCUCUUCAGGCUAAGGUAUCAAUUUAAAGAAACCCAACAACACACGUUUGUGAUUUAGGGAUAGAAUCAGCUGCCGAAAGGAGAUCAGAAUAGACUACAGAAAGCUUCAACGGAAGGUCACUAUUUCUGACUGCAUGUUUACUUAAUCAGGUUGCUGCAUGCAAUAAAUUUUAUAUCCAAUGUCUAGUAUAAAACCUUCCCACAAUGCACAAAUUAAGAAUAUAUAAGCUAUAAAAUACUGAUUUUUUUAAAAGAGUUUUUUUCACUCAAAGAAUUGGUAAUUGACUGGAGGAAGGCAUGCCUCAAUAAAUGGAAUGCUUCUGACAUUAGGAAGAGCCCCUGACAGAAUGACCUAUAUUACAACCAAUAUAAAACCUAGGUGUAGGAUAUUCUUAAAGCAAAUUUGUGGAUGGUAGAUGAAGUACUUUGCGGUGCUCUGUUAUAUAUUGUGCAAUUUAUUUUAUAUAGUAAAGUGAUUAUGUCUAACUGUGAUCAAACUUAACUGUUUAAAGCCUCUGUGUCAGACAUUAACGAACUCGACAGUUCAUAACUGGUAUAUUAUUAACUAACACAUGAGCUCUUAGCUACAAUCUCCUAGUGCUUGCACCAUUUUACAUAGCUUCAGACCUUGUCCAGAAAACCAAAGAGCUCAUCUUAGCUUACAAACACUAGGAAUAUAUACAGUAUAUAGAGAUAAGUUGUCAGAUUGACAAACUAGGCACAUUUUAAGAAAGUUGCGUGGCGGUGAUGCUAAAGAAAUGUCUAUCCAAAACAAGAUGGCCUGGGCAGGGCUGGUUGUCUGGGUGAGAAAUUUAACUACUUAAUUCCCUGGAUUUAUCCUGUAAAGCUUGAAUAGAACUAAGACCUGCUAGAACUACCGUGGACAUUUUUUUAGCAUUCACUCUUGGGCUGCAGAUAGUAAUAUAUAAACACACACAAUGAUUGUGAGACUAUGUAAAUCUUUUUUUUUUUUUUUUAAUCUUCUUCCUAUGUUUUGGAAUUCUGGGGACAAUCUGACUGGAUAUGACACUGCAGAAUAGAUUUAAGUCGCUGUGUUUUAUGUGCUGUGAUGUCCUUGUCCUGUCUCUUAAGUUAAUAAGACUGCUUGUUUUUGUUUUGUUUUGUUUUGUUUCUCCAGUGUUUAGUUGCAAUUGCCAGCUCUCAAACUAUAGUUUUUUUUCAAAAAGGAAAAACAACAUAGUUUUUUACUGGAUUAAAAAUGCUUAUUAGAACUCCCCCCUCCCCUUUGAGGUUACCUCUGGGCUUUUUGGUAAUAAUUGCUUUUUUCCAGCCCAGCUGUGGUUUUCUGUUUGUUUGGUUUUUUUUCUAUGUUUGUGGUUUUUUUCAUCUGUACAAGAAAUUUUGUUAUGCACUACUACUUUUUGUAUCCUAGACAGUUUUCAAAAGUUGGCUGAAGAUUUUUUUGUUUGUUUGUUUUUAAGGAAAAAGGCAUGCUUUCUGACUGACAUGAUCUUUUGCAAUACCUCAAUUUUGAAAUAUAGGAAAGAAAAUGAUAUUUUCUAAGUAAGUUUAUUCAGAAAAAUAUAUAUUAAUUUAAUUCUGCAAGAAAAAAUGAUUUAACAGAUGGGUAACUUUAUUUUUUUCAUGCUUAUUUGUGUUUUUUGAAAAUGAAGAAGUUAGAGCUUUAUAACUAUAAUAUUAAAGAUCAUAUCUAACCUACAGAAAUCUACCUAAUUAUGUGAAAGAAGCAAAACUUUUUGAAGAAGCACCCCUCUUUCAUGUACUAAAACAACACUGAGAUUUAAAAAAAAAAAAAAAGCUGGAAGCUUGUACAGCGGGAAGCUAAUGUGGAGGUGAAAACCAUGGUCAUGAAGAAUAGGUUGCAAAGAAUAAAGAAUAAACUCCCUUUGGUGCUGAAAGUUGUGGAUAGAUGGUGGAAACUACUUUCCCUUCAUUUGUAUAUUUAUAAUCAAGCGUUGAUUGUGCACGACUGACCAGGAUUGUGAAAGAGUUCUUCUGUUUGUAUUUUUUUAAAGAGAACUUUUUUAGUUUAUUAAAUUAUAACAUGUUCCCUUUUGUUUUGUAAAUAAAUGUGCCCCCAAGUUGUUAAUGUUAUAUUAAAAGAGAGGGUCCUUCAAAAAAAAUUAUUUUUUAAAACACAAGAGGUGUUCUGACCUGCAACUUGACUGGGAAGCCCCUGGGUAUCACAGGUCCUGUUGUGGCCUUUCCUUGAUGUGACACUUGAACUAGUCGAUUUUUUGAAGGCUAAAACCUAACCUCGACUAUUUGUUGUUAUGUGCAAUACUGUUUGUACUGUUUGUAUAAAAAAUAGAAAAAAAAAAGAAAAGAAAAAAGGCAUAAAUCUUUAUUGCAGAUUUAUUUUCAUUGCAAACUUUAGACAUUGUGAUUCACUGAAAUCAUUUUUCUACUGUCAAAUAUGUACCUUUUCUUCAUGCUGGUAUUUUUUCAAUAGUAAUGUAGCCUUUGUACUGAGACAAAUUUUCAUUGUUAUUUUUAGAAAGAUUUUUUGCUAAGAAAAAAAUUAAACAUAUUUACAUAUUUUUCAUUUUAUUUCGUAUUUUCUUUAAGGAGUGCUUUCUCAAUCAUUAAUAGAGUUGUUUCUGGGAGGGACUUUCAUAUCUGGUCAAUGUCAUAAUAUUAUUUUGUAUUUUUACUUGGAAUAAAUUAAUUUUAUGAUGCUAAUUCUUUAAAAGUUUAUUUUUUUCAUUUUCAGUUAUUUUUGAAGCUAAAACCUUUGUAAUAUUGUUACUAAAGUGUCUAGUUUUUUGAAAUGCAAAGCUUUAUGUAUUAACUUGCUGAUGUGGUUUACAAUAGUGUGACAACGAUGAACAUGGUUGGUUAUGUAAAGUGAUUGGAAAAUGUAAUGGAUAAUUGGGUAAUAAAAUGACAGAAUGAGCAGAACA